Molecule: messenger RNA, 2510 nt
Organism: Panicum virgatum (switchgrass)
Lineage: Eukaryota; Viridiplantae; Streptophyta; Magnoliopsida; Poales; Poaceae
Product: zinc finger protein CONSTANS-LIKE 9-like
Exons: 6
Coding region: 348-1586 (412 amino acids)
Molecular function (GO): protein binding; zinc ion binding
Source: RefSeq, a predicted model, not a curated record
UCAUCCCCUCGCUCGCGCUCGCUCUACGCUACCACUGUGCUGGCUUCCUCUUUCUCCCCCAACCUCUGGCUUCCCCGCUCUCUCUUGCCGCUGCCUCUGCCUCUGCCCGCAUCUCCUUUCCCUUCUCUCUCUAGAAAAGGUGUUUUUAACUAGGGUUCUGACCCCUUUCUAGAAGCUCCUGGGGUUCUGUGGCAGAGCUGACCAGCGAGGAGGUCGGGGGGCGCCCGCUCCGGCGGAUCUGAGGACCGGCCGCCGUUGGUCUGCCUCCGGUUCCUUGAAAACUUGGUUGGUUGGGAAACACUGUGAAUACUAGUUUGUUGAAGCUGGCUUGAAGUUUGCUGAUAGGAAUGAUGGGCGCUCUCUGCGAUUUCUGUGGGGAGCAGAGGUCCAUGGUUUACUGCCGAUCAGAUGCAGCAUCCUUGUGUUUAUCAUGCGACCGUAAUGUGCAUUCAGCUAAUGCUCUUUCUCGGCGCCAUACAAGGUCCCUUUUAUGUGAUCGGUGUGCUUCACAGCCUGCUACAGUCCGCUGUCUAGUGGAGAAUGCCUCGCUUUGCCAAAAUUGUGAUUGGAAUGGCCACGCUACAGGAUCCUCAGCUGCUGGACACAAAAGGCAGACUAUAAAUUGCUACUCAGGGUGUCCAUCAUCUGCAGAACUUUCUAGAAUCUGGUCCUUCGUUUCAGAUAUUCCUAAUGUGGCACCUGAGCCCAACUGUGAGCAAGGGAUAAGCAUGAUGAGCAUCAGCGACAGUGGUGUCAGUAAUCAAGACAAUGCUGCAGGGGACAAUAAUUUGUUUGAUAUAGUUAGUGCAACACUUAUGAGUGAUCUUGAUACUUGUGACAAGCCUUUUGUAGGCUCCUCUUUAGGAGCUGGAGUGAACCUGCUUCCACUUGCUCCUGAUCAGACAGCUGGAACCGAGGAUUCAACAACAAUUAAGGAUUGUCUUGUACAGGUUCUCUAUACGCCAGAUAAAGAUAUGUUUAGCAAGGACAGCAUAUAUGAAGAUUUUUGUGUGGACGAUGUUGACCUUGCUUUCGAAAAUUAUGAAGAAUUAUUUGGUACCUCACAUAUUCAAAUGGAGCAACUCUUUGAUGACGCUGGAAUCGACAGUUACUUUGAAGUGAAGGAAGUGCCUGCUGGGGAUUCCACUGAGCAGCCCAAGCUGAUGCAGCCUGCCAAUAGUAAUGCAGUAUCUGCUGACUCUGGGAUGUCGAACCCAGGAGUGAAAGGUGAUUCUAGUGUUUGCAUCCCUCCAAGGCAGGCUAGGUCCAGCCUGUCUCUUUCAUUUUCUGGUUUUACUGGUGAGAGCAGUGCUGGAGAUCACCAAGAUUGUGUAGUAUCAUCACUGCUCCUUAUGGGUGAGCCUCCUUGGCAGCCUCCUGGCCCUGAGGGCUCAAUUGCUGGAGGUAGCAGAGACAGUGCUCUUACACGAUAUAAGGAGAAGAAGAAGAGAAGAAAGUUUGACAAGAAGAUCAGGUAUGCUUCUCGCAAGGCUAGGGCUGAUGUGAGAAAGAGGGUGAAGGGACGGUUUGUUAAGGCUGGUGAAGCAUAUGACUAUGAUCCUCUCAGCCAAACAAGGAGUUACUGAAGCAUGUGACCUUUCUCUGGUGUUAGGUUAGCAAAAACUUAAACCAAGGCUCAAUGCAGCUGGCACAAAAGCACGGACUCUCCAAGCAAUUGGGCAAGAUAAGUUGCCUUGAACAGAAAGAAAAAAAAAGGUGAAAGCAAUGAGCGAGAAAAAAAGAAAAAUAUUUGGAUGUUUCAGAAGGUUUUUGGAUGCAGUUCCUCCUUUUUCCUCCUGUACAGUGGAUGGAAUUUGCAUCUCCCGUUGCCUUAUGGGGGAGCGAUUUGAGUCACUCUUCACCUUUUGCGCCUGAAUAUGACUAAACAUACUCUUGUUGCAUUUUGAUCUCCAUUUGCUGACUGUGGUGUUGGUCCACGGAACCUUUCUGCGGUGUUCUUCCAGAUUAGAAAGAUGGCUGUAGAUCUGACCUGUGGAAUUUCCUGCUGUAUUUUGUUAAUUAUUGUGUAAACUUCGCUGGUAUCUGGAGCGUUUCUGCUAUUGUGAACGUGUAAAUACCAGGUGGGAGACAUACUGGUGGUCAGUUUGAUAUUUUUUAGGCUGGUGAUGGAAUCCAGAACUAUGUUGCGGUGGUUUUGCGGGCACACAAGGAGGGAUAGAGGCCGGAAUGAAGUUAUUCGGGAUAGGAUCGGGGUGGCAUCAAUUGAGGAAAAAUUUAUCCAGCAUCGGCUGAGAUGGUUUGGACAUGUCCAACGAAGCCCUCCUGAGGCGUCGGUGUGUAAUGGGGUUCUUGAGCGGGUUGAUAAUGUAAAAAGGGGUAGAGGUAGGCCUAAACUGACGUGGGAUGAGUCGGUUAAGAGACCUUAAGAAUUGGAAUAUCUCUAAAGAGAUAGUUUUGGAUAGGAGCGCUUGGAGACUAGCUAUCAAUAUGCCUGAACUUUGAACUUAUUUCUUUCGGGUUUCAUUUCUAGCCUACUCCAACUUACUUGG